GUGGUCGGGGAACGUCCAGCCUCGGGCAGUGACGAGAACGAUGCGGACUAUUCCAUGGACUCCAGUCCACGAUAUCAUCGUAACACGACCACCGGGCCGAACACCGCGCCCGGUUCCGUCAAAGAUUUCCAAGACCGCAACAGUUACUCUUCCCUUCUGAACAACUUACGUGUGUGUGGAAAUGAAAUUUUGCGUGAUCUGGGAGGAAGUAUUAGUGGCCCGGAAGACGAAUGUGAGAAACCGGCCACUGCCGGAUCCGAGUUGACUACAGCCGCCUACAACAAUUUUGUUCGUCGCAUUGUUGACGACACGUUGGAUCGAACAAUCACCUUCUGCGAACAACCCAGACACGCAAUCACUGCGCUUGAAUCUAUCUGCGCCAAAGCAUGGCCACGGAUGGAAAUGAAGCGACAUCGGAAUCGAAUUCGGGCCUAUCUGAAAGCGUGCAGGAGAAAUUCAAAAAAGAACAAAGGACAGAUCAACAUGAAAGAAGCACCUAUGAAUGGCCUGUCAAUCGAGGCUCGGCAACUCGUGUCCAACGCACUCAGUUUGGUGGCCGACGAUGUUGACCAACUAAAGCGGGUAGGUUACCCAAUUUGA
Echinostoma caproni is the source of this 600-nucleotide messenger RNA. Lineage: Eukaryota; Metazoa; Platyhelminthes; Trematoda; Plagiorchiida; Echinostomatidae. The record is from the annotation of a GenBank genome assembly.